Molecule: messenger RNA, 3039 nt
Organism: Paramacrobiotus metropolitanus
Lineage: Eukaryota; Metazoa; Tardigrada; Eutardigrada; Parachela; Macrobiotidae
Product: choline transporter-like 2
Exons: 19
Coding region: 529-2058 (509 amino acids)
Biological process (GO): transmembrane transport
Cellular component (GO): membrane
Molecular function (GO): transmembrane transporter activity
Source: RefSeq, a predicted model, not a curated record
CCCCAAAGACAUAUCACCGUAAAUAAGUGCCUACUGUGAUAGCUUAGUGAACCUUUUCUUACAAGUUUUAUUCAACAUUUUUGCCAACAGCACUGUCUGUUACUUUGCAAGGAAUUUAUUUUUAUGUGUACAUUUUACUGAACCCGGUUUCCACCAUUUUUUUGGGAAUUUUUUGUUUAACGAUAAAGGGCAAAAACGAGUUUUAUAGAUUAUGAUAUUGCUAUAGUAGUGUGCGAACUACGGCUUGGCUCAGCUGGUCAAAAUUUAGCUUUUGUCUUGAGAGAAAUAUCAUACUUUAUAUCGUGUCUCUAUCGUGUUAUAUGAACGGCAAUGACGUUUGCGGAGGGCGUGUAGGCGGUUUACUGUAUGCUGUCAAGUCCAUCGUUAAAAAGUCGCGAACUGUUAGUCGUCCUUGCACAAAAUAUCGGUCGAUACGGAAUGGCAGAGUACUGGAAAAGCUAAAUAAGCAGCUAUUAAAAGCGGAUUAGAUACAGUGUGUAUACCGGUACCUAACUUUCUGGGUAUGCAAUGGAAGAAUCUCCGUCCUACACAGUUACGCAAGUUAUGCCCGCCAGCCUUUUCGAUGAUAACCAGAAGCCGAAUGAUCUUCUGUUCACACUAAAAGAGCAAAAGCAGCCUCUUAUCGGCGUUGGAACAAAUGAUCCCAAAAAGUCAGAUGAUUCGAACUCCAGUUUAGUGAGGAACCUUUUUCAAAAGCAAGUCAAAACACAGAACAUUCAAGUCCAACCGGAUGAUCUGGGAAUCCAGAUCGGGAAGCAACAGCAUUUCCCUGCAUUAGGGACACCGCGACCGUUUGAUCCAAAUUUUAUCGGGCCCGUGAAGCUAAGGCGAUUAACUGAUCCGAUUGUGCUGGGGAUAUUUGGCGCUUGCUUGAUUGCUUGGUUGGCCAUCAUCGGCUACGCGCUAGCGAAUGGUGACAUUAAACGACUGAUGAAUCCAGCGGACAGUUUGGGGUUCGUGUGCGGACUGGAUCUCAUGGAGAGCAUGCCAUUCUUGUUUUAUUUCGAUCUGACGCAGUGCGUGGGUGUAGCUGCUCUGAUAACCGGAUGCCUUACUACUGCGGUUUGCGUUCCAAUGUGUCCAAACUCCAGCUUCUCCUUUAUGGAAUUAUCUACGAGUUCCGAUGACCUUGAUACCAGUCGGUUGAUCUGUAGCUACGAAGUGAACAAAACGAAUAUCCGAGACUUUCGUGAUGUGACUGCACUGGUGACCUCGCAGCAAUGCGCUGCUUAUUACUUCCCUAGUGGAGCCAUCGGAGGCCGGUGCUUCCCGGGUCUGGGCAUGUAUAACAACGGCACAUUUUUCAACAUCUUUGACACAAAGAUCCCGCGUAUUCCGCCCGUCUUCGUUACCGUCAAUAGCAACACGACAUCCACGUCGCCUACAACACCAACCAAUACUACCAGUGCUACCACGCUGAGUUCGGCAGCGGCAACUGUGACGACCACUGUCACGCAUACCACCAGCAAUCUUACAAGUAGUACUGCAGCGUCCACCGAUACAACCACGGUAGACGCCAGUGGACGCGGCCUCAAUGUCACCGGAUUGGACAAUAAGACCAUCACGGCGGACGACGCCCAUAAUGGUUCCCGGUGGUUAAUGGAGUACAUGAAGACGGAAGCGUUCAUGGCCAAUAUUACCAAAGAUUUAGCCGGCACAUCGUGGAUCAUUCUUUUGUUUUGUUUUGUGGGAGCACUUUUUUGUUUCACGUGGGUACUGGCGAUGCGCUGGCUGGCGCUGUGGUUGGUGUGGUUUGCAAUGGCGACCAUUUCGGCGCUGAUGCUCUAUGGAGUUUAUUACUGCUUUUCGACUUAUGGUUUGAUUAUGGAAGCCUUUGAAAAAGCAGAAGGAAAGUCUGUGACGGGGCUCACGAACUAUUUUGAUCUGACGCUGUACUUGACUAACCAAGACUUUUGGCUAACACUUGGUUUAUUGCUAUGUGGAAUGAUCGUGCUUCUGUUUUUAGCUAACGCUUGCCAUUCGCAGUCGCAUCCGGACCGCCGUGGCGCUCAUGCAAGAAGCAUCCAAAGCAGUUAGCGCUGUCAAGUCCACAGUCCUCUUCCCGAUUGCCCCCUUUAUCGUGGAGACGGGACUUCUGGCGCUGGGAAUCUACGUAGCACUGUAUUAAUUUGAUGAGCACACAACAACUCACGGGAACCGUUACUAAGUCAAAUGACGACACAACGGAGGGAUUUCGGGCCAACGAUACGUGCGAUCCAAACGUGAGUAAUUCUAAAUACCUAUCGUAAUUAGCCGAUUUACACAGCGUAACGGGUAAAAUACAAAGGACUUUAUUUCAAACCCACACUUCAACACGUGUUAAAAAGCAAUUAGGAAAACCAAAGCUCAUUAAACAUAUCAGCUUUCUCAACGGUGCCCAAGACAGAAGCCGCAUUGCCCCGCUGUAUCUCUAAUGACAGUCGUCGCCGCCCCGCUGUAUCUCUGAUGACAGUCGUUGUCGUAGAAAUCGGGUAAAUAAAUACUGCCGUGAAAAUUUCCGUGUCUUCUAGACAUUUAAAACACAACUGAAAGAACACCCCAAAAUAGCUGCUGAGUGUCAAGUGCAGAAGCUGGGAAUAUCGGGCGGUCUGAUAACACUCCAGCUGUACAAUAUCGCCAUGAUUUUCUGGACCAUCUUCUUCACAAUGGCACUGUGUGAUUUGGUCUUGUCUGGGACGUUUGCUACGUAUUACUGGACGUGGGAUAAAGCCCACAAUAUACCGCGCUGGGUUCUACGCGAUUCCUUGUGGCGAACAAAUACCAUUUGGGAUCCAUCGCGUUUGGCGCCCUGCUGGUUACUAUCUUCCGAUUGAUUCGUGUUAUUUUCGACUUCUUUGGAAGGCUUUUUAAACGGCUGAGUUCGCAGACGGCUGCUUACGUUCUCAGGUUUCUGCAGAGCGUUUUCUUGUUGCGUCUUCAUUUUUGAGACCUUCAUCAAAUUUAUCAAUCGCAACGCCUAUAAUAUGAUUGCCAUUUACGGAAAAGGCUUUUAUCCAUCCGCUAAAUCAGCGUUUUAUC